UUGUUUACUUGUUCGCUUGUAGAGCUCGUCGUCUUAUUUCCAUUCUGACCGUCAACACAAAAACUAUAAUUAAAUCAUGAGCGCCGAAAUUUCGGGAUUUCGACGCUUUUUACACUGGGGUCCAAUAACCGCUCUGAGCAUCAUUAAAUGCGUAACUCUGACAACGCUCUACAUGAACUCGAUGUGGUGGCCACCAAAUGAAUCGUUUGCAGCGUUCGCCCAUCAGGCCCUGUUCCUGCUGCUCUCCACGCUGGCCACAUUCAAUUACAUCAUGGCCACGCUGACAGGUCCGGGUCUGCUGCCCAAACAAUGGCAGCCAAAGGACCCCAAGGACACGGAAUGGCUGCAGUACUGCAAGGAGUGUGAGGGCUACAAGGCGCCACGGUCGCAUCACUGUCGCAAAUGCAAUCGAUGCGUGAAGAAAAUGGAUCAUCACUGUCCAUGGAUCAAUCAUUGUGUUGGCUGGGCCAACCACGCCUACUUCACCUACUUUCUGCUCUUCUCCAUACUGGGCAGUCUGCACGGCUCGAUAGUGCUCAGCUGUUCGUUUUAUCGCGGCAUCCACCGCUAUUACUACCUGACCCACGGUCAGGCACACUUGGCCAGCGUACAGUUUACGGUGGCCAGCAUUGUCAUGUGCAUUCUGGGCAUGGGCCUGGCCAUUGGCGUUGUCAUUGGGCUGAGCAUGCUGCUCUACAUACAAUUAAAGACAAUUGUCACAAAUCAGACGGGCAUUGAGAUUUGGAUUGUGGAGAAGGCAAUCUAUCGACGGUACAAGUCCGAGAACUAUGAGCCCUUUGUCUAUCCAUACGAUUUGGGAUGGCGGCUUAAUCUGCGACAGGUGUUCAACGAGGAGUGCCAAAAGCGCGGCGACGGCAUCGAAUGGCCCGUCGUCCAAGGCUGCGAUCAAUACACGCUGACCCGCGAGCAACUGGCACAAAAGGAGGAGAAACGCGCGCGGACACGCGUCUACAAAUGCAUAAGCCCGGUGACCGGCCGCUGGCUGCCGAUCUUCUCACAAGGCUGGCGUGUCUGCGUCAAUGCGCCCUGCACAGAUGAGCCACGCAUACGCCUGCGGCCCGACGACAUCAUAAAGGUGACGCGCUUCCGACGACACUGGCUGUUUGGCGAGCGUGUGCUCAGCGAGCAGGAGCAAGCAGCCGGCUCGGAGAAGAAGUCACAGCGGAAGGGCCCCAUACGUGGCUGGUUCCCGCGUCGCAGUGUCGUUGCCCUCACCGAAGUACCAGACUCGGAGAGCAGCGAAGAUACAAAACCUGUCAAAUCAACUACUAGCAAUGGACACACUCAUGGCAAGCAACAGCAACGCAAUGGCCACACCAAGAAGUACAUGUAGUUCCCACAAGCAAUUUCAAUUGCAAAAUGCGGAUCGACUUGGGAAUAGCAAUAGAAAAUCAUUGGAAUGACUCGAAUUCGUCAUGUAACUUCAGGUCUACAUUGUUAGCUGUUUACAUUGUUAGCUUAAAGCCAAUAAAUUAAAGAUUAUAUAUAUU
Messenger RNA from Drosophila arizonae, 1511 nucleotides. RefSeq names its product palmitoyltransferase ZDHHC6. Gene Ontology annotation, molecular function: palmitoyltransferase activity. NCBI's taxonomy places the organism in Eukaryota, Metazoa, Arthropoda, Insecta, Diptera, Drosophilidae. The record is from RefSeq and is a predicted model, not a curated record.